AUGGAUUCUUACACCAUCCGGUUAUCUACACGGUCAUCGAGUGAUGAGAAUUUAACUGAUUCGUUAAAAUUAUGUCAUGCACCCCUGCGUUGGUUAAAAGAGCCUUUCGAUGUUGAAGUUACUGAGGGCUCUGAGGCUCACUUAGUUUGUGUUGCCAGUGGAUCUCCUCAACCUCACUACACAUGGACAAAAAUAGAAGAUUAUAAUCACGAGAAGAAGAUGAUUGUAGAUGGUGAUCUCGUUUUUAGAGAGACGAAAAUAAGUGAUGCCGGUACUUAUACUUGCCGAGUACAAAACGGCGUCGGUGAACCUCUUGAAAAAUCAGUAAAAGUUGUUGUCCACGGAUAUCUGUAGCAAUUCUUGAAGUACUUCUACAGUUGAAUGUGAUAAGACAGACGAUUUUUUAUGAUGAAGC
Molecule: messenger RNA, 415 nt
Organism: Parasteatoda tepidariorum (common house spider)
Lineage: Eukaryota; Metazoa; Arthropoda; Arachnida; Araneae; Theridiidae
Source: RefSeq, a predicted model, not a curated record